UGCAAAACGAUUACUGCAGUUUGCAAUAUCCGUAGGUGCUCUCCACCAGAACCGACAUUUGGAGGUAUAUGCGUGCGGUAUAAUUAGUGUGGGGAAAUUACGCGCGGGAAACUUUUUUAAUACUAAUUUCGACAAAUUGUUUGUUUUCUUUCAAUCAGUUAAAAGUGAAUAAUGGUACCCGUUUUACUUUGUAUAAUACUUUCGCUAGUGCAAAGAGGAACGCUAUAAUAGAGAGUGAAACAAUAACAUUAUGUUAAAUUGUCUUCGACCGCGAGUUAUCUGUUAAUUGUCAAGUUCUCCGGCAGUUUUCUUUCAGCUUUCAAUACUAGCGGUCUUGCCUAUCGUUCAGACGCAGGUUUUUCAGUGAACGUUAGAUCUUUGCCUUUGUUAUUCGGUAACGCAUGGUAGUUUGGGAGAAUUUUUAACUUUGUGCGGCUUAAAUUUGUAUACAAAUUUUUGUUAAGCUUCAUUAAAGGAUCGCAGCAGCAUGUCUGGUUUGGAUUACAUUUUAGAUGGUUAUAGGCACUUUAUGGAAACAAAGAGUGAUCCUCGAACAUCUGAAUGGCUACUGGUAGGAUCGCCUGGUCCACUGAUUACAAUACUAGUCACCUACCUGUAUUUUUGCAUAUCUGCCGGCCCGAGGUACAUGAAAGAUAGGAAGCCGUACGAUUUACGGAACGCCAUUUUGGUCUACAAUGCGAUUCAAGUCGUCAUGAGCGUAUUUCUGGUUUAUGAGGGCCUGCAAGGAGGAUGGUUCAACGGGUAUAGCUUCACCUGUCAACCUGUGGAUUAUUCAUCAAAACCUCAGGCAAUGAGAAUGGCAAAAGCAGUGUGGUGGUACUACAUUUGCAAAAUUACGGAAUUGUUGGACACCGUCUUCUUUGUUUUAAGAAAAAAGUCGAACCAAGUAUCCUUCUUGCAUCUCUACCACCACUCCAUGAUGCCAGUAUGCGCUUGGAUAGGGGCACGAUUCCUACCUGGGGGCCAUGGAACAUUGUUGGGAUUCAUAAAUUCCUUCAUUCAUAUUGCGAUGUACAGCUAUUACCUUCUCGCAUCACUAGGACCACAGUACCAAAAAUACUUAUGGUGGAAAAAACAUUUAACACGAUUGCAACUGGCUCAAUUCUGCAUAAUUUUCAUUCAUAACUUCCAAAUGAUAUUCCGUCAGUGCAACUACCCCCAAUUUAUAGUAUUCCUCCUUGGCACGCAAGCGCUGUUCUUCUUAUACCUGUUUGGAGCAUUCUACAAGAAAACUUACACGAAGAAGAAGCAAACGCAAGAAGCAGUAACCGUAAACAAUAACACCAAAAAUGGAAAAUUAAAGGAUAUGUAACCUACAUAUAAUAUUAGACACAAUUUCGGCUGUUAUUCAAUUUUUGUUUUUAAAUAUAGAUCUUGCAUUUUUAUAAAGUGCGAUUAUAAAAUAUUAAAGAUUUCGAA
This is a messenger RNA of Photinus pyralis (common eastern firefly), 1440 nucleotides long. Its product is annotated as elongation of very long chain fatty acids protein-like. The transcript has 7 exons. The record is from RefSeq and is a predicted model, not a curated record. Gene Ontology annotation, cellular component: endoplasmic reticulum membrane. The coding region runs from base 488 to 1333 and encodes 281 amino acids. Gene Ontology annotation, biological process: very long-chain fatty acid biosynthetic process; fatty acid elongation, polyunsaturated fatty acid; sphingolipid biosynthetic process. NCBI's taxonomy places the organism in Eukaryota, Metazoa, Arthropoda, Insecta, Coleoptera, Lampyridae. Gene Ontology annotation, molecular function: fatty acid elongase activity.